GGGACCUGCAAUAUUCUUACGGGCUCCAAAAAUGGCCAAAGACGCGCCGGCAAACGACGACGAGUGGGCGCAGGCGGAAGGUGUACCGAGCCUAAGCGACCCGUUCAUCCAGCAGUAUCUCCAGGGCAGAGAUGCGCUCGUGCAGCAAGAGAAGAGGCAGCGAAGUGACUAUCUCUUUCGCCAGAAUCUCUCGCCCAUGGCCCAGGAAGCAUGCGCCAUCGUGUCCCAGAUCCGGUUUGAGGAGCAGCAAACGCUGUGGACCAAGGAAUACGAAGACAGCCUGUUGACCGACCACGUCGAUGUGUUUCCGGGCAUGAUGUUCUCGCUCGCCAAGGAGCGCAUGGAGAAGAGCAAGCUCUGGCAGAUAGUAAAGAAGAUGCCAAAGGGUGCGCUACUGCACUGUCACCUCGAAGCCAUGGUUGAUCUCGACUGGGCGCUUGAAGAAGCCUUCAACACUGAGGGAGUCUGCUUGGUCGCGCAAAGUGCCAUCACCGACAGCCACACAAGGCGGAAGACGGGCUUCUCAUUCACAUACGCAAAAGAUGCCAAAACCGAUACGUCCAUCUGGAAGGCGGACUACACGGCCAACACGCCAGUGCCCAUCAACCACGUGGCAGACAGCUUUCCAGACGGAGGCAGGAAAUCUUUCAUUGAGUGGAUCCGCUCUCGCGUCACGAUUACCUCUUCUGAGCACCUCUCGCACCACGAAGGCCCCAACGAAGUAUGGCGCAAGUUCAUGUCGUGCUUCCCCAUUCUCGGCUCACUGAUCUACUACGAGCCCAUCUACCGCAAAUUCAUCCGCCGAAUGCUCAAGCAGCUGCUCGACGACGGGGUCUAUUACGUAGACUUGCGCUCGGCCUUUUACACACCGUACCGCAGCGUCGGAAAAGAGCAGUGGGACGAAGACUGGUUCUACAUGCUGGAGCACAUGGCCGACGAAAUUGAAAAGUUCAAGGCAAGCGAAGAAGGCAAAGAGUUCUGGGGCGCCCGCAUGAUCUGGACCACGGUCCGGCAAUUUGGCACGAAGGCAGUCAUUGAGAGCAUGAAGAAAUGCAUAGAAAUGAAGAUUGAAUUCCCAGAAAUCAUUGCCGGCUAUGAUCUCGUGGGCCAAGAGGAUCUCGGGCGGCCGCUCGCAGACCUCGCGCCCGAGCUCUUCUGGUUCCGCAAGGCAUGCGCGCAAGAAGGCGUCGACAUACCGUUCUUCUUCCACGCGGGCGAGACGCUGGGCGACGGCGACUCGGUUGAUGAGAACCUCUUUGACGCCAUUGUGCUGGGCACGCGGCGCAUCGGCCACGGCUUCAGCCUGUACAAGCACCCGCUGCUGAUCGACAUGGUCAAGGAAAAACGCAUCCUGGUGGAGAGCUGCCCGGUAUCAAAUGAAGUCCUCCGCCUCUGCGGCAGCAUCAUGGCGCAUCCGCUGCCGGCGCUUCUCGCGCGCGGGGUGCCCUGCUCGCUGUGCAACGACGACCCGACGAUCCUCGGGCAGGACGUAUCUGGCAUGUCGCAUGAUUUCUGGCAGGCGCUGCAGGGCUGGGAGAACCUGGGGCUGGAGGGGCUGGGGUCGCUGGCCGAGAACAGUGUGCGGUGGGCGUGUCACGAGGACCACAGCGCAAAGGAGUGGACGCAGGACAUCAAGGACGGCAUGUUUGGCAAGGGGCUCCGGGCCCAGAGGCUCAAGGAGUGGGUCAGCAGAUGGGAGAAGUUUUGUGCGUGGAUUGCUGAGGAGUACGGCGUUGAUGUCAAUGUUGAGCCUGAAGAGUAAGUGUAGGUAGCAUGGACAUGUGAAAGGGACAUGGGCAGAGAGAGGUACUUUUCACAACUACCCUCUGGCC
Exserohilum turcica Et28A is the source of this 1832-nucleotide messenger RNA. RefSeq lists its product as uncharacterized. The coding region runs from base 32 to 1762 and encodes 576 amino acids. Lineage: Eukaryota; Fungi; Ascomycota; Dothideomycetes; Pleosporales; Pleosporaceae. The record is from RefSeq and is a predicted model, not a curated record. Gene Ontology annotation, molecular function: adenosine deaminase activity. Gene Ontology annotation, biological process: adenosine catabolic process; inosine biosynthetic process. The transcript has 3 exons.